Messenger RNA from Linum tenue, 774 nucleotides. The record is from the annotation of a GenBank genome assembly. Lineage: Eukaryota; Viridiplantae; Streptophyta; Magnoliopsida; Malpighiales; Linaceae.
GUCAUCUUGCCCUAUCUCCAAAGGGCACGGUUGGAGUCGAUUAGGCAUUUCGUAGGCAUAAAAGUUGAUCGCCAACUCAUCACCGCAUUGGUUGAGAGAUGGAGAAAGGAGACACAUUGUUUCAACUUUCGCGAAGGAGAGUGCACCAGCACACUCAAGGACGUCGCCAUCCUAACUCAUCUGCCUAUCGACGGCAAAGCGGUGUGUGUGAGUGAUCAUCCCCCCGAGGAUCGUGACGGUAUGACCGGUUGGCAGUAUUUCAUCCACAGUGUUUUGGGGGUGAAUGUACCAACCAAGGGGAGUGUUGAUGCGACGGAUCGCUUGCCACCAUUGAGGAAAGGCCAAGUAUCAAUCACUUGGUUGACGAAGUAUUUUAGGGACCAUCACGAUCCUGAAAAAGAUGGGGUGCCCCUAACCGAGGAAAGUCCGGAGCUGGAGAAGGAAAUAUAUGCUCGUGUCUAUCUCAUAGGCAUGAUAGGAGGAGUGUUCUUCUCCAAAAAAUCGAGCAAUUUAAUUAGCUGUGGAUGGCUUAGGAUCCUCCUUGGUAGUUGGGAUGUGAUGGGGGAGUUGAGCUGGGCAUCCGCUUGCCUAGCUAAUAUCUACCACCAUUUGUGCAACGCAUCUCUCAAAGCUGUGAGGGAGGUCGGCGGCGCAAUGUUCAUCGUCCAGUUUUGGGAUUGGGAGCAUCUGUCAUGGAUUGCACCGCUCCAAUGUCCCGACAUGAAUUGGGGUCCCGAUCAUCCCCUAAGACUCGAAGCUUAUGGUUGUAGGUAA